AUGGAUAGUAUAUUGAGCUGGAACAUCAUGGGGAAAAACAGGAAAGCAAAACAAAAUGAAGUGAGGAGAUUCAUUCACACUCACAGAAUUAAACUGGUUAGCCUCCUGGAAACAAAGGUGAAGAGACCUAAGUUAGGUGAUCUUUACUUGAAUGUUUGUCCUGGGUGGAACUUCACCACCAAUGUGAAUCAUUCUACCUCUGGUAGAAUUAUUUUGGCCUGGGAUCCUAAUAGCUUUACAGUGAAUAUUGAGUCUAUGAGUAGUCAACAUGUUCAUUGUUUUAUCACCCCCAGGAGUACUGGCACUGGUUUCUUUGGCACGUUUAUCUAUGGUAUGAAUGAUAUGAAGGAUAGAGUCCCAUUGUGGAAUUCCUUGUGUCAGAUUGCUGACCAUUGUAAUCAACCUUGGGUCAUUAUGGGUGAUUUUAAUGCCCUAAUGGAUAUAGAGGACAGAGUUGGUGCACCAGUCAGAAUUAGGGAUAUCCAACCCAUGAGAUCCUGCAUGGCCUAUUGUAAUCUCUCUACAAUUAAAACUAUGGGGAGACAAUAUCCUUGGAAUAAUAAACAGAUGGGGGAGGAUAGGGUUCUAUCCAAAAUUGAUAGAGUUCUGUCAACCACAAAGGGGUUCAAUGAUGUGGAGGCUAAUGAUGUGAGAAUCUAUGCUGACUUAUUGACAAAGCAAGCCAAUCUUCAUGCUAAUCCUGGUGAUGAUAUUGCUGCUACAGAAGAGAAACAGGCUGCAGAAGCUUACAAAAGUGCACACCAGGUGUACAUGUCCUUCCUACAACAAACUGCCAAGAUCCAGUGGCUAGAAAAGGGGGAUGAGAACACCAGGCUCUUCCAUCAAAGUAUAAAACAGAGAAGACAGCAGAACACCAUUCACUCCAUUCAGGAUAUGCAUGGGAGUUGGGUAGGAACACCUAAUGGGGUUAAAAAGGCUUUCUCUCAAUUCUACAAAGAUCUGUUCUGUAACUAG
Spinacia oleracea (spinach) is the source of this 975-nucleotide messenger RNA. RefSeq lists its product as uncharacterized. The transcript has 2 exons. Lineage: Eukaryota; Viridiplantae; Streptophyta; Magnoliopsida; Caryophyllales; Amaranthaceae. Bases 1 to 975 code for a protein of 324 amino acids. Gene Ontology annotation, molecular function: catalytic activity. The record is from RefSeq and is a predicted model, not a curated record.